Molecule: messenger RNA, 1602 nt
Organism: Solea senegalensis (Senegalese sole)
Lineage: Eukaryota; Metazoa; Chordata; Actinopteri; Pleuronectiformes; Soleidae
Gene: il12ba
Product: interleukin 12Ba
Exons: 7
Coding region: 357-1514 (385 amino acids)
Molecular function (GO): protein binding
Source: RefSeq, a predicted model, not a curated record
UUAAAACAGGUGCAUGGACAUGGUUGCAAUUACAUCUUCACAAUGUGUGGCGUCCUGAAAGUGAAAGGGGAAACUUCCCAUGAAAGUAAACAAACAGCACGCGGCAACUUGAAGAACGUAAAGGUCGAAUAACGUCGGGGGGGAAACUGAGGAGAUGCUGAUGAUGAAGUGAGAGGAAGCAGGAGGUGAAUACCUGCCUCUGUUCAUGUCAACCUCUUGCUCGAAAGCGAAUUUCCUCUGGAAUUUUCUCUUCAAGCUCAGAUGUGGAUGUGAGGAAAUGUCUCAGUGCUGUCACUAGUAUAAAAGUGUCCCGCACUGAAGAGCUGCCAUCAUCACUUCAGGACGCCGAUGCCAAGAUGAAGGCACUCACUCGGAGCAUCAUCCUGUCCGCGUUUCUACAAAUCUGCAGCCUAAAUCCCAUAAGCUACUGGACUCUGCUCCCGAACGUUCUGGUUGUGGAGGUGAAUGGCUCUCUGGGGACGCAACCCUUGAGCUGCUUGGGGUCACCAGAGGAUGGACUAAGGAGAGACAUCAAAAGUCAGGAUAUUUUUUGGAAGAACAAUGGGGUUGAGGAAGAACAGAGAGGAAACACCUACUUGGUGCAGCUGGAGGAAAGCUUAGGAGGGGGCAACUACAGCUGCCACAGAAAGGACGGAUCACUCAUCAACUACACUGUGGUCCUGAUCCAAGAGGAUGAAACUAUGAGGAAGAAGAUUGUUGUGAAAACUGAUGAAGACGAUUAUUUAAAGUGUUCAGCUCGGAAUUACAAUGGAGAGUUCCACUGCUCUUGGACCUGGGACAGAAAUCGUAAAAGCAAAGUAGCAUUUAUUGAAGCUAGGCGCGACAGUCAUUGUUCUCUGGACGCCACUGACGGGCACUGGACAUGCUCCUCAGAUCAGAGUUCCUUUAGCUGUGUGGUGGAUUAUAGUGGAAACAGUAUCUCCUGCGUGGAUGAACAGCACUGCCCUUAUGCUGAGGAGAGCCAGCAGAUCUAUGUCAACGUUUACGUGAGGACUGAGCACUUCCUGGUGGAGAACUACUCGAAGCAGUUCUAUCUGUCGGAUAUCGUGAAACCUGACAAGGUGACGAUCAAUAAAGUCAACAAAACAGUGGUAGAGUGGAGUUACCCGAGCUCCUGGAGCAGUCCCUACUCGUACUUCCCACUCACGUUCCAGAUUGCACAGCUCGAGAGGGGAUGCAGAAGGUGUGUCAACCCGUGCACUCACUCAAAAGCUGCAAAGAACGUCUACUCCACAGACAUGUGUCAGUUUAAAGUGAAGCACAGGGCCAAGAUGGUUUGUGUCCGAGCUCAGGAUGCUCUGUGUAACUCACAGUGGAGCGAAUGGAGCCACUUCAGGUUGGUGCCUCCCAGUGGUUCAACGCGGAACUUUCACCUUUUUACCUCCUACCUUUUUCCCACACUUUGUGCUUUGCAUGUUCUGCUCUGUUGCCACUCGUGUGAUAGCUGCCCUUCUCUGCAUUAUUGUACAUCUGUUUCAGCUUCCUGUUUUUAACAAAUUCUUUCUACUACUGUUCACUGUGGUGUGUUUUGUUCUUUGGUCUUGGUACAGAGAACAGUUCUUAUAGCAUCAGGCCUAUUUU